ACAGCACCGGCCGACCCGCACUUGACUCAACACUUUCCGACUCCGAGCAGCGGUCUGUGGCGCGGCUGUAACAAAGUUAACAUGAGUAUUAUCGGACGAUAGCGUAACUAAUGACAGGUUUGAGCGAUAUUAUGGAGACUCAAGACAGAAUACUGCUUUCAAAGCUUUUCCACAAGUACAGACAGGUAGAAGUUGCUUUAAACCGCAGUGUUUUGGCUUGGAAGGAAACUGAGAAGAGCACGAAACGAAGCUCUGGCAUCAGCAACAGUGCUGAAUCAGCACACAUCCAUGCUGUGCAAGUGUGUGAGAUACUGGCUGUCCACUCCAAAGAUGAUGACCAAGACAACACAGAGACCAGAAGGAGUCAGGACAAAGCAAAACAGCACUCACAAAUGUAUCCCCAUGCAUUCACAGUUUCCUACGUCAGAAGAACAAGGCAGCACCAGUGGCGCUGCAGUGAAGUAACCUUCCACUCUGCCAACCAGGCACUCUGUGAGCAGUGGAUCAAAGUUAUCAAUGAGCAACUGUCAUUACUCACCAACCGACCAAAGAGCCUUCUGGUGUACAUCAAUCCGUACGGGGGAAAGCGGCGUGGGAAGCGUAUUUACGAGCAGAAGGUGGCUCCACUGUUUGGCCGCGCCUGCAUCUCAACCGAUGUGAUUGUUACAGAUCGAGCCAAUCAUGCCAGGGACCAUUUGAAAACGGAGGCCAAUCUAGAUAAUUAUGACGGGGUGGUGUGUGUAGGUGGAGAUGGGAUGUUCAGUGAGAUCCUGCACGGGUUAAUCAGCAGGACCCAAACAGACAACGGUGUGGAUCAGAACCAACCUGAUGCUGAGUUGGUACCGUGUUCUGUGCACAUAGGGAUCAUUCCUGCAGGGUCCACUGAUUGUAUCUGCUUUGCCACAGUGGGAACCAACGAUCCAGUUACUUCUGCUUUACACAUCAUUGUGGGUGAUUCCCAGCCCAUGGACGUGUGCUCAGUUCACCACAAUGACAGCUUUCUCAGAUACUCUGUCUCGUUGCUUGGAUACGGUUUCUAUGGUGAUGUACUGACAGACAGCGAGAGGAAGAGAUGGAUGGGUCCUGCUAGAUAUGACCUGUCGGGGGUGAAAACCUUUCUUAGUCACAACUACUAUGAAGGCUCCGUGUCUUUCCUCCCCGCUGAGAACAACAUGGGGGAUCCCAGGGACAAGCUGCAGUGUCGAUCUGGGUGCAGCGUCUGUCAGAGUAAACCCUCAUCAAAGGACACGCAGUGGGAGAUGUCAGAGGAGAAGGAAAAGACGGAUAAAGAUGGUUGUUGGAGGACUAUCCGUGGAAAGUUCAUCGCAAUAAAUGCUGCCAGUAUGAGCUGCGCGUGCCCCCGCAGUCCAAAGGGUCUGUCGCCCUCCGCCCACCUCGCUGACGGCACCACAGACCUCAUCCUGGUCAGGAAGUGCUCCCGUCUGGACUUCCUCACGCAUCUCAUUCGACACACCAACAAAGAAGACCAGUUUGACCACUCUUUUGUGGAGGUCCACCGGGUGAGGAAGUUUUGUUUCCAGCCUCGGCAAAAUGAGAUGCUUUCACUAGAAGACCUGACUGAGACUCCACAGAAGACAGGCUUCAGGCCCAUAUGCUCUGCUCAAACAAGCUACAACUACAACACCUCCCGCAGCAGCUGGAACUGCGACGGGGAGAUACUACCUCACGCUGCCAUCCGUGUCAGUGUCCAGUCCCAGUUGAUCAGGCUGUUUGCCCGGGGUAUCGAGGACCAGCAGUUUUUGUUAGAAGAUCCUUGCACACUGUGGGCCUUGGAACCCAACACACACUUUUCAGUGGACUGAUAGCUGGAUUGGACAAAUAGCUGAGUUGCACUUGGCAAUGUUUUCCUGGAAUAUAAAUGCACCACAAAAGUGUAAACAACAAACUAUGGCAUCCUAUCCUUCCUUAGUGUAGUAACUUCAAUAAAAGUAGCUGGAAGUCCUCUCAAUGCCCUCAAAGGUGUGGCUGCCAUCCCCAACCAUUAAGAGGGGAAAAGUAGAUUGUCCAAAAAAAGUUAUUUUGCAUUCUUUGUUGUUACUAACGAGAUCCAGCACUCAGAUCUCCUCACUGCACUUGGGGCUUUAAUGUGCAAAAUUGCAUCAUGCAGCUUUAACCCCAAAACUGACACAGCUGCUAGUGCCAGUGCUGCCAAAUUUCAUACCUCCAUUUCAGUUUUUUUUAUCUGUACUUUUUAGAAAAAGGCAGAUUUUGAAGCUCAGAGGAUCUCAAGGCGCCAGAUGAAAUAAAGCUGAACAGGACUGAUCUGGACUCAGCCAUCACAAUCGGCGGGAGGGUUUUAUACUGCCAUGAAGGAGAACACAAACAGGAUUUAUCCCUGUGUAGCAAAGAGACGUAGCCAAGGAGAUGAUGCUGUAUUUGGGGGAAGAGGAAGAAAGGCCUGGAAAGCAAGCAGCCAAACUGGAUAGACAUAAAACGCCACAUGCAAUCCGAUCUUCCCUUUUUGGGAAGGAAAUACCAUUUCAUCUGUGACCCAGGUGAGAGCAGAUAUGAGCCAGGGGCACUAAUGAAAAGAGCUGAAUACCCUGCUAAUACACUAACAGGACCCUGGUGGAUUCUGGGUAAUAAGGCAAAGUGGUUGCUAAGUGAUUUGGUGUGUCUCAGCACUGCUGUGGUGCACCUGUGGCUCUGAACGCUGCUGCUUCUCCAUGGCCAAAAACCACUGAAAGUUUAAUCAUCAUGUGGGAUUAGCCAGGCUCUGAAUUCUUCAUAACUUUAAAGAUUAUGUUUUGUAUGGCUGCUAAAUUAACCUUAUUAGCUCCCUUCUGUGAAGCAAGACCAUCAGAGAACGCUAGCCUACUAUCACAUUUAUAAAAAUGUAUUAAACAACAUAGAUAAUAAAAAAUACAUUAGGCUGUGUGUGUGUGUGUGUGUGUGUAUGUGUGUGUGUGUGUGUGUGUGUGUGUGUGUGUGUGUGUGUGUGUGUGUGUGUGUGUGUGUGUGUGUGUGUGUGUGUGUGUGUGUGUGUGUGUGUGUGUGUGUCUUAAUGUAUUUGUGAAGGUGCCAAUGUGAUGAGUUAGCUCUAUCACAAUUAGCCUCAUGAGUGCCAUUUUGCAGAUGCUCUCUCACUGCAGCCAAGACAUUGAUGCUAACACAAGCACCUAAAGUACACACACACACACACACACACACACACACACACACACACACACACACACAAACACACACACACACUUUCCGUCUGUCUUUUAUGUUAUUGGAGAUAUUCAAUGUCAAUGUGUCACACACACACACACACACACACACACACACACACACACACACACACACACACACACACACACACACACACACACACACACACACUGCAGCUUUAAACACCAUAAAAGCCUGCUCCACAUUUCGAAUCCUAUAACUCUGUUAAUGCUGACUCUGAAUGUCUGUAAUGUUUCACCUCCAGUGCCCACUUGUUAGUUUAUGAUGUUAUUUCAAGGAGUGGGAUCCUUUAAAUCCUCUGAACACUCACACAAAUACACAUAUGGUCACAAAUGUACAUUCAGACACACAGAAACCAAGAAAAUGAAGCCUGCUUUCAGCUAUGACAGGUCAUCAAAGCUAAAUCAUUUAGCAAUUUGUGACUGACAAUGCAAACAAAGAUGAAAUGAAGCUUGAAUUUCUACUAACUUCUGUCCAAGCAAAGAAACGUUAAUGUUAUUGAAGCAAUAAUAAUCUAGCAGGCUUGGAAAACUAAUUUAGCCGCAUGGAAUUAAACUUGAAAGGUUAGCGCUAGUUAGCUUAGCCCGCUAACAGUAGUGCUGAUUCCCAGACAUUAAGCUACUUCUUGGUUAUGCUAAAUCAAUACCUAUCAAAUACAUAGAGAUGUUUUAACUUAAGAUAUACUGCUCUCUAUCUCUGCAUAUAUUAGCAGCAACUAAAUUGGAUAAGUGAGUUUAUUUGAUGAGAUAAUGCUCAAUAAAGUUUUUGAAAUGUGUUUCUUUUCUU
Molecule: messenger RNA, 3981 nt
Organism: Eleginops maclovinus (Patagonian blennie)
Lineage: Eukaryota; Metazoa; Chordata; Actinopteri; Perciformes; Eleginopidae
Gene: cerk
Product: ceramide kinase
Exons: 13
Coding region: 111-1823 (570 amino acids)
Biological process (GO): phosphorylation; ceramide metabolic process
Molecular function (GO): ceramide kinase activity
Source: RefSeq, a predicted model, not a curated record